AUGUUAAAGGAACGACGUUUAAAACUGAGGUCCGGAAUUACAUACGCAAUUAAAUAUAGAUCGAAAUUAGACGACCCUUUAAAUUACAAGAUCACUUUAUUAAGGGAGGAUAUAAAAAAUAGGCCUUAUCAUGUUUUUGGUUCUCAUGACAAGUGUGCUAAUUAUUUUUGUGAUGGACCUAAACCCGGGGAAAGAAAUAUAAUUUCCGAAAUGGAAAAUUGUGGACUUUGGCAAGAUAUUUUAUUUUGGGAGCAAGAAAUUUAG
Molecule: messenger RNA, 264 nt
Organism: Macrosiphum euphorbiae (potato aphid)
Lineage: Eukaryota; Metazoa; Arthropoda; Insecta; Hemiptera; Aphididae
Source: the annotation of a GenBank genome assembly